Emericellopsis atlantica is the source of this 1301-nucleotide messenger RNA. Its product is annotated as PLC-like phosphodiesterase. The record is from RefSeq and is a predicted model, not a curated record. The transcript is spliced from 4 exons. Bases 152 to 1210 code for a protein of 352 amino acids. Gene Ontology annotation, biological process: lipid metabolic process. Gene Ontology annotation, molecular function: phosphoric diester hydrolase activity. Lineage: Eukaryota; Fungi; Ascomycota; Sordariomycetes; Hypocreales; Bionectriaceae.
UGUCCGGACACCGGACUCUUAAACGCACCAUGGGAGUCAUUCAUAGACUGCACGUAGAACUGGUGCAAUUUCUCUCUAUCCGAAUGCUUCUCUUUCCAUCGCUCGAAGCGGCAUAGUCACUCGUGGUGCGCGUCCUUUCUAGAUCGUAUAGAUGACCAUGGCGGCCGAAUACAAGCAGCUCCUUCAGAGGGCGCCGCAGCCCAUCCCCAAAGCGCCCUGGCUGAAGGCCCCUGCGCCCAGCAAAGGGGCGAGGGUCUCGUUGCCCCAGAACAUUGCCCACAGAGGGUACAAAGCGUCCUUCCCGGAGAAUACCAUGGGCGCGUUCCGCGGUGCUGUCGACGUUGGCGCUCAUGCGAUUGAGACGGAUCUUCAUCUGAGCAAAGACGGCGUGGUGGUGCUUUCACAUGAUGCGACGCUGAAGCGAUGCUUUGGGAUAGACACGAAGAUCAGCGAGUGCAACUGGGACACCCUCUCCACGUUGCGCACCGUCCGGGACAAGAACGAGGGCAUGCCACGGUUGCGCGACCUGCUGGACAUGAUGAAUCGCCCCGGCAUGGAGCACCUCUGGAUCCUCCUGGAUGUCAAGAUCGAUGACGACGCGGAUGACUUGCUCAGCGCAGUAGAGAGGACGUUGCGCGAAGUGACCCCGACCCAACAUCCACCCUGGCACCAUCGCGUCGUCCUGGGCUUGUGGAAUACCGCCUUUCUCAAAGCGGCCAGGCGACAUCUGCCCGAGUACCCCAUGGUGCACAUCUCGUUCUACCUGCCUUACUCGCGCCAUUUUCUGGCGAUACCCAAUCUUGGGUUCAACGUCUUCCAAAAGGUGCUGGUAGGCAAGGGAGGCAGACGAUUCAUGCAGGAAGCGCAGGAGAAAGAUCGACCCGUCUUGGCCUGGACGGUGAAUGAGGAGCGCUGGAUGGAGUGGUGUAUUGCGCAGAACGAGACAUUCAUGUCGUCAGAGACGUUGACGGUAAACGGGAGGAUGAUUGAUGGUGUCAUCACGGACGACCCCUUGCUCUUCAGCCACGUAUGCGAUCGCUGCGAGAAGACGGGCCCGACGAAGCUGCAAGGAUGGGCUCGUACCAGGAGCCAUAUUGAAAUGGCACGGCAGGUCAUGGUCAUCAAGUUGUUGGCAAUGACUUUCUUCUUCGUCAGAGUCUGGCAGGGCAAGUUUGACUGGUUUGGCUAUUUGGAGGAUCAUCAGGAGUAAUUCGAGACACGAGACCAUUGAAUCUACCUAGCCAUUGAUUUCUAGAAGCAUCAGGGUAGCCAUGCAAUCUUGUGCAUUACAACUUGCUUCC